ACUGAGCGCUCAACUGCCAUUUUGUGGCAGAAGCUACUCUGCCAAAGCGGGUGAGGAAUUAAAACUAACUGCGAAGAAGCGUGUAGUUUAUUCCGACCUGGUUAAACUUUUUAGCGCUGCCUCUCUGCUUCCAGGCGGGACCACAGGGAGGAGAAACACUCAGAAACAGUUGUUGUUGUCAUGGACGGCAGCUCAGCAGAAGCUGUGGGGGAGGUGGACGCCCCCCCUAAAGACUUCCCAUCCAUCCAGGUCGUCCACAGCCAGGAGGCCCUGGUGGUGGAUCUCCUCCAGCAGGCGGCGGAGGCCGGGGGUGUGGUGCAGGGACCGGCAGCUGUCGUACUGGAGCAAGGUCAUGUGGAAGGAAUGGUAGCAGCUGCCCAAUCCCAGCAGGCGCUGCUGGAAGCUGGGGUCGGGGUGAGCGUGCAACGUGGAGAAGUAGAAAUGAUGGUCAUGGAUUCCCUGGAUCCCACCCUGAUGCAGAUGAAGACUGAGGUGAUCGAUGCUGCAGUUGGGGAAUCAUCAGAAACAGUUGGCGUGGUUGCAGGAGCAGCUCAUCAGGCUGCCGUGGCAACAGUGGACCAGACUCAGAUCAUCACCCUGCAGGUGGUCAACAUGGAGGAGCAGGCAGCUCUGGGUCUGGGAGAGCUGCAGCUGGUCCAGGUGCCGGUUUCUGCCGCUGCCGUGGACGCUCUGCAGCAAGGCGCAUUUGUGGACACCACAGCAAUGUCGAAGACUGGAGACCCUGUCAUCUGUCACACACUUCCUCUGCCUGAGGGCUUUCAGGUGGUCAAAGUUGGUGCUAAUGGGGAGGUGGAGACUGUGGAACAAGAAGAAGGAGUAGAAGCCCACUCUGAGGAGGACGAGGAGGAUGCGGAGGUGGGACAGCAGCUCCUGGAGGAAGGAGAGGAGGCUGCCCAGCCUGCAAACCAUCACCAUAACUGGGCUAAAGACCCAGACUAUCAGCCUCCAUCUGGGGGGGUCAAAAAGGCCAAGAAGGGGAAGAAGAGUCGCCUGCGCUACGCUGAAGGAGACAAGGACAUGGACGUCAGCGUGUACGACUUUGAAGAGGAGCAGCAGGAGGGCCUUCUGUCUGAGGUCAAUGCAGAGAAAGUAGUCGGCAACAUGAAGCCUCCAAAGCCCACAAAGAUCAAGAAGAAAGGGGUGAAGAAGACUUUCCAGUGCGAGCUGUGCAGCUACACAUGUCCUCGUCGCUCCAACCUGGACCGGCACAUGAAAAGCCACACCGAUGAGAGACCCCACAAAUGUCACCUGUGUGGAAGGGCCUUCAGGACAGUGACACUGCUGAGAAAUCAUCUCAACACACACACAGGGACUCGACCACACAAGUGCACAGACUGUGACAUGGCCUUUGUGACCAGUGGAGAACUGGUGCGUCACCGUCGCUACAAACACACACAUGAGAAGCCAUUCAAAUGCUCCAUGUGUGACUACGCCAGUGUGGAGGUGAGCAAACUGAAGCGGCACAUUCGCUCCCAUACUGGGGAACGUCCCUUCCAGUGCAGUCUGUGCAGCUACGCCAGCAGAGACACAUACAAGCUGAAGAGACACAUGAGGACACACUCAGGAGAAAAACCUUAUGAGUGCUACAUCUGCCACGCCCGAUUCACCCAGAGCGGAACCAUGAAGAUGCACAUCCUGCAGAAACACACAGAGAACGUGGCCAAGUUCCACUGUCCACACUGUGACACGGUCAUCGCACGCAAGAGUGACCUGGGGGUUCAUCUGCGGAAGCAGCACUCGUUUAUUGAGACCGGGAAGAAGUGUCGAUAUUGUGAUGCUGUUUUCCAUGAGCGCUACGCUCUAAUCCAGCAUCAAAAGUCCCACAAGAAUGAGAAAAGGUUCAAGUGCGACCUGUGUGAUUACUGCUGCCGUCAGGAGCGCCACAUGGUCAUGCACCGGCGGACCCACACAGGAGAGAAGCCGUUCGCGUGCAGCCAGUGUGAAAAGACCUUCAGGCAGAAGCAGCUGCUGGACAUGCACUUCAAACGCUACCACGACCCCAACUUUGUUCCCACAGCUUUUGUUUGCCCCAAGUGUAGCAAGACGUUCACCCGCAGGAACACCAUGGCUCGUCAUUCUGAGAACUGUGGCGGGGAGGUGGAGGAGUUUGAGAACGGAGCUGCCACUCCAAAGAAAGGCAGGAGAGGAAGGAAGAGGAAGAUGAGAAGCAGAAGGGAUGAGGAUGAUAGCGAAGAUGACAUCCCCGAACAAGACGAGGGUGAGGAUGAGGGUGAAGAAGAAGCAGCACUGCUGCAGGAGGAGGAGGACCUGGAGGGCAUGGAGCUAGACCAGGCUCCUGCUGUUAUCCCAGUUGUGGCCCCAGAGGAGCCUCCAGUGAAGAGAAAACGAGGCCGACCCCCCAAGAACCCCAAACCUCAGACCCCCAGCAGAGUCGGGGCUGCUUCUUCUGCUGCCACGAUUCAGGUGGAGGACGAGCUGACGGGCGCAGUAGAGAACAUCAUAGUGAAAAAGGAGGGGGGCGACGCAGCACCUUCUGUGAAGCAGGGAGCGGGCCUGACAGUGGAAGGAGGGGUGGGUGGUGGUGAGGGGGUGGAGGAGGUGGAGCUGACUGUGAACCAGGAAACAACAGCAGCUACUGCUGCUAAUGGAGAUCUCACACCAGAGAUGAUCCUCAGCAUGAUGGACCGCUGAGCAGCAGAGGGUGGAGGCCCCACCCUGUGCUCCACCUGCACCCCUCCAGCUCCACUCUGGUCCAGGCUGAGCUGCUCUCUGACCGUUAAGACUUUUCUCCACUGAAUCAAUCUGCUUGUUUUGCUACUUUGUCCUAC
This is a messenger RNA of Poecilia latipinna (sailfin molly), 2810 nucleotides long. Its product is annotated as transcriptional repressor CTCF-like. The record is from RefSeq and is a predicted model, not a curated record. NCBI's taxonomy places the organism in Eukaryota, Metazoa, Chordata, Actinopteri, Cyprinodontiformes, Poeciliidae. Gene Ontology annotation, molecular function: RNA polymerase II cis-regulatory region sequence-specific DNA binding; DNA-binding transcription factor activity, RNA polymerase II-specific. The transcript has 17 exons. Gene Ontology annotation, cellular component: nucleus. The coding region runs from base 181 to 2673 and encodes 830 amino acids. Gene Ontology annotation, biological process: regulation of transcription by RNA polymerase II.